This is a messenger RNA of Bombus huntii, 3778 nucleotides long. RefSeq lists its product as uncharacterized. The coding region runs from base 2728 to 3540 and encodes 270 amino acids. NCBI's taxonomy places the organism in Eukaryota, Metazoa, Arthropoda, Insecta, Hymenoptera, Apidae. The record is from RefSeq and is a predicted model, not a curated record. The transcript has 2 exons.
AGCUGACAGAUGGGAGAUCCAACGGGGAUGGAAGAAAUCUGACCUGAUUGCCAGGAGUAAAACGUAGAAGAAAAGAAAAUGCUGGUAACAAUGAAAUAGUGGAGCAUAAUGUAUCAGAGUAUCAUUGAUAAAGAGAAUCGUCGUAAGUAUGGGGGUUUCAGGAUACGGCAGAUUCUUCGCGGUUGAUACACAAAUAAAAAUUACUCCUAGAAUCUUUUCCAAAAUCAAAUGCAACAGAGAGUUACUUCCAAAGUAGUUCCAGAUUAAAAUAUAUAUAAUUAUUACCAACUAGAGUCCAACUCUCAGUCUCUUCUUAUACGUCUAUUCGAUUAUCAUCGAUCAACCACCACAAAAAAGAACACAUAGCGGCGAUUCGCCGACCAAUCCAGAGACACAUAUGUGUCAUCGAGCCGGUGACAUAUCAUAAAAGGCAGCAAAUGCAGGUGAAUGGAUCCGAAAGACGGAAAAAGAAGCCGCGAGUCGGACAACGGAGAUGGAAGCAGACAGGAAGAGGAGACUUGUAGCGACAUUGAAUGACGCUUGCGUACGAGAGGAUGAAAGAGACCGACCAACAUCGGUAUAGAGGAACAGAGAGAGGCGAGAAACGAAACGAGGAGAGAAUUAACACGCAUGCAAGAAAGAUAACAAGAGGCUGGUAGAGCAAAGAGAAGGGAGAAGCCAGGCUACAGAGAAACGUUGGAGAGGGGAACGGUCUAUAACGCAGGCAGACGGAGCCAAUCAGGGCGCAAUGCGAUUACCUUAACGAGAAAUCCGAUUACUUAUUCAUUCGCCUAACUCGAAAUCAGUUUAACUAAUCGUUUAAUUCGGUAGCUACCCCCCUACGAGCGAGCGUUUUCGAGACAGACACGGGCCGAAUUCUCUCUGUGGAUGUUCGUUGGGUGUGGUGGCCAUGGGAUGGAUGGAUCUCUCCAUCCAGCCUUCUCUGGCUGGCUAAAUAGAGCCGCACACGCGCAACCACCGUCGUUUCUACACGUGCUGUAUUACCCUUAGCCCAGAGGGUGAGAGAAGGAGGGAUACAGGCGGUGGGGAAACAGGCCAGGAGGAGAGAGGCCUCAUUCAAUUCAAUUACGUAAUGAAUUGUCGUGUCUUGAGUAAACACCCUUCCUCACCGCGACUCGCCGCCGGAAAAUCGCCGGUUGGGGAUAUGUUCUCCUCGCGCGGAGGGGAUGUCGUGGUGGCUGCGCGCACCAUCGUCUUUACUGCAUCGUUCAGGUAUGGGGAUGAUGUUAGGGCGAGGAAUUAGCGAAGCGAUGAAGCAGUUUCAGAUAAUAUCGCGUGAAGAGUUGAAUCAGUGUUUUUGUCCUUGUUUGCACUGGUUUAUCCUUAAUCGUCGACUAAUCGACAGCUUGUUUUACUAUUCAUGGUGUAAUAAUAAUUGUCUUUCUAUCGAACCUUCGUAUCGUGAAUUAUUUCAUUCAUUUUCUAUUUACUCUGUCUCUACGCGAUAACGUAGCAAGGUAUACUUUUAUUUUACUUUUGAUCAAAGAAUGAGAAUUUUUCAAAGUUCAAUGUUAAUCGAGAUAUAAAUCGAUCGGAAUCGAUUCUGUUUGCUGAACAUUUUUUUCGUUUUAAUAUUAGAAUACGCGAUUGAUAUUUAGUUUUACGAAAACAAACUUGACUUGACUUGCGCGUGAUUUAUUUAUAAGACAUACUGUACGAAACCAGAGAUUCGGUUGAGCCGAAUCAAUCUGCGGCUUGCAAACGCUUCGAAAUCUUCCGUUGCGUCUCCGCCAAGCUUCCAGUUUCACCUCUGUUUGGCUUGUUUCAACGUAUACUCACUUCUUGGUCUUCAUUUGCUUCUUCUCUAUCCUUGGUCGUUUUCCAUCGCGGUACAUCGAUACGUGGAUGCUCGCGAUAUCGACGUUUCCGGUGCUACUGAUCUCGUUUGCAUAGGCAGUAUCAGUAAUUCCGCUGUUCUCUCAGAAUUAACAGGACCCGUUCCACGGGGUUACUCACGGGUUUGCAUAGGUAACCGGUAACGGUCGACGAUCAAAGGAAAUCGAAUCGGUAUUAGCGGGAAUUCGAGUAAAUCGUUCGUUUCCUACAUUCGAUUAUGUCCUAAAAUUUAUCAUUUUUUUAUCAUUAAAGAUCAUAUAAAAGCUUGCUUAUCAUUUCGUUACAGCGAACCUUCGCCAUGGACUCAAAUCUUCGGACAAAUUUCAAUCGAAUGACAGAAAUAUCGAUCGAUAGAUUUUAUAUUCGUCUUAAAGAAAUUUUAACAACACGUGCCCAAUGUCAUCGAUAUUUCUUUGUUUCAUUCACGUUCUGGAAGACUAAAUUUCCGAUGUAACGCACACACGGACGAAAGGACGAUUUCCGUCCACAAAAAAAAGUCAUUUUCGCCAUGGCAUCCUUCCGGUCCAAGUUCCAAAUUCCCAGUGUAGUGUCGUUAAAGGUAUCAUUUUCAAUUAAUAACAGAGAAGAUACGAAAAAGAGAAUUCAUAGGUUAUACCACAACCUAACACAGCUUUUCUUAGCUUAGCUUAGUUAGCUGAGCUUAGUUUCUAACGAAAUGAAUCAACAAGGUUGCAUGCAUAAACGAAUUACUAUUCCCAGGAUAGCAGAUAUCAGAGACCAUUGUUGAAUGGUCCUUCGAUAAUACAAUCUGUGCUAAAGGAGAACAUCAGAGCGUUUUGGUUUCGAAAAUCGAAGGAUCAACCGGUCGAACCCGCCGUAGGCAACUGUGCGCGACCUUUGCCACCUCGUAUGGAUCUCGUUUGCAAGGGUUGUCCUUCAAAGUGUCUCGAAUUUGAUAAACAGAAAAAAAAAUCGAAGAGACAAUUUUUUGGUUCUAAGAAACAAUUAGAAAAGCCAAGCAAUUGUAAGAAAGAGGAGAAACCGGUAGAAAAGAAAUUGAUCUGGUGGGAGACGAUAUUCGGUCCAAGCCCUAAGAGACUCUGGCCUGAUCCAUGUACUUGUAGACUGGCCCACAGAGAGAGAAAAAAGACGAGGGCGCGCGAUCCAAGAUUGCGCGAUCCAAGAUAUCGACAGACUGCAGGAGAUGUUCUUUUGUAUACAGAACCGGUAAGACGAUGCUCGGUAUCUUCUUGCUUCGAACCACAACCGAAAUCUCCACCAGGAUACAAGAUACCCAAAGCGGCGGUUUUCAAAAUCAUGGAAGAUGUUUCCUAUACGAUGCCGGGUAAUCGCAUGGCCCUUGAUAUGCAAAUGUAUAAAGUUGACAAAGAUGUACGAUUGAAACCGUAUAGUCUUCCGUACGAAGAAUUAAGACCUCCAGAAAGACAAAGAAGACCAUUCAGUUGUCAAUUAGGAAUUCAAUCGAAAGACGUUCUUCCACCAAUAAAUAGAGACUUGAAUUAUUAUGGAGGUCUUCGACAACAACCGGUCGAAGAAGCUAAACUACCGAAGAACCUCAAAUCCACCCAAACAAGUCAGAAGAAAUUGCCUGAUACUGGAGCCAAUUUAGAUCAAAUGGUCCAAAAGCGAAGUAGAAUAGAGCAGCUUAAAAUGUAUAUCAGACAGAAAGACAUGUCUUAUUAUCCGCCGUUUUCUUCCUGAUCGACAAUGUUGAAUCCAUUUUGCAUGACAAAGAAUCUAUUAACUGAAUAAAAUGCUGAAUUUUCGUGUAAUGUAUAUUUAAAUCGUCCGUGUGUGCAAAAGAAGUAAUCUGUAAUGUUGUUCACUUAAGCACAUCAUCGAGGAAUAAAGAAAACGUAAACACGAUCUGAAUUUGUUAUAAGAAAAUAAUAUUCGCAGUCUGGAAAAACGUAUUUCCAAGAUAAAUUAAGAUUCGUGA